This is a messenger RNA of Fibroporia radiculosa, 1533 nucleotides long. RefSeq lists its product as uncharacterized. The record is from RefSeq and is a predicted model, not a curated record. The coding region runs from base 1 to 1533 and encodes 510 amino acids. The transcript is spliced from 9 exons. Lineage: Eukaryota; Fungi; Basidiomycota; Agaricomycetes; Polyporales; Fibroporiaceae.
AUGCGACCUUCCACUGCUGUCCCGACCGUGCCGCUGAUGCCUUUUGAUUCAAAGUCAGGAUGGCGCAUGUCGUCCAUCCCAUCCCCCGUGUCGCGGAGUGGGACGCCCGCAGAUGCUGAAACCCCUCUCAGCUCCGCGACUCAUGCUCUAGAAGAGCGACAGCUGCUAAGUUUCUCCGAUGACGACCAAGCAAUUGACCAUGAAAAUCGUACCGCGCCACUGAUAACUUGCGAGGCGUACUUGCGAGCGGACUCAGGCAGCAGGCCAUCUCAGUAUGGCCUUCUGGGCGUAAUCCGCACCAUACAUGAUCGCAAAGAGCAGGAAACGCCCCACGAGAACCGAUUGUACAUAAACGUCAAUGCGCCCCUGUCAGCAAUUGUUUGUGGAGUGCAAGGCUCCGGCAAAUCCCAUACGGUGUCUGUGAUUCUAGAAAACAUGCUAAUCCCCCACUAUCGGCCCAUUGGCCGUUCUGAAACGGCGCUCGCAGGACUUGUCCUUCACGUCGGUGAGGGCGGACCGUCUUCCCUCCCCAACGAAACGGCCUGGCUGGGCCGCACAAGUCACCCAGGAGUCCAGUUGCCGCGCAUUUGCGUGUUUGUAUCGCCAUCGUCAUUGGGUACAAUGAAGAAAAUAUAUGCUCCGCUCGGCAGCAAGAUAGAGGUCAAGCCGCUGUUAUUUUCAGAGAAAGAACUAGAUGCCGAAGCGAUUCUGUCUAUGAUGGCCGUUGGAUCAUCCGACUCGGCCCCGUUGUACAUUCAAACCGUCUUGUCGAUCCUACGUGAACUCGGCGAGAACUUCACGUACGCGCGAUUCAAGACGAAGCUGGAUGUCCACAAACAGGAGUUCAAUCCCGCGCAGCGGGCGGGGCUGAAGCAACGCAUGGAUCUGCUGGAAGCUUUCGUCAACCGAGAGAAACAGCAACCCGCACGGUUUGCGGAAGGCCAGCUGACAAUUAUUGAUCUAUCCGAUCCCAUGGUCGAUCCCGCUGCAGCAUGCACAUUGUUCGAAAUCGUCACCCGCCAAUUCGUCCGUGCGGACGUAGGUGUCAGCGGGAAAGUGCUGGUCGUCGACGAAGCGCACAAGUACCUGUCCGCGAACAAGGGCCAAUCAGGCCUGACGAAAGCAUUACUGUCUCUGAUCCGACAGCAACGACAUCUGGGUAUGCGAGUCAUCAUCAGCACGCAAGAGCCCACGGUUGUCCCGCCUGUGCUCCUUGACCUGUGCGGCGUCGCGAUUUUGCAUAGAUUCUCGUCGCCAUCGUGGUGGGACCACCUCGUGAAGCACGUCUCUGCUGACUUGCCGGAGGAUGCGUUCGACCAAAUCGUCAAGUUGCGAACAGGAGAGGCCAUCGUCCUCGCCCCGGCCGGGCUGGGUUUGAUGCGCACUCUGCUCGCAAAACAGGCCUCGUCGGCGAGUGGCAGCUCUCCACUUGAGACACAGGUGCUCCCAUUUGGGAGGCGUUAUCUCAUCGUAAAGUCCCGCCAACGUGUCACGGCCGACGGGGGUGCAUCCAUCCUGACAGUUGCUGGGUGA